UUGCUUUCUGCAUAUGUAUAUUAAAUUGGUAAAUAACUUUUUAUAUGACUUUACAGUCUUGUGCCGCAUAACAACAUGAGGGACCUGAGGGACCACAUAUACAUGACAGUGGUCCCAUAAGAGUAUAAUGGAGCUGAAAAAUUCCUGUGGCCUAGUGACAUGUGCCGAGGUCAUAGCACAAUUAAUGACUGCUUUGUGCCGGUUUCAGUCUAGAGAUAGUAAUGCCAUCAGCCUGGGGACACUCACCUUUGCCCUCGUGAGCCUCUCACAGGCAUCUCCUCUUUCUAAACCAGUUUUACUGUUGGACCUACCCUGUGGUUCUCACUGGGACUGCAAGAUGCCCUUUAGCGAUAACCAGUAGGACACUAAAGAAAACAGUUUUCUUACUUAUAGGCCCUGGAGCAUACAGGGGCACACCAGGAGGCACACACAGCAAGGUCCAGAAAAAAACAAGAGGCCAAAUGAUCAAUUGUGGAAAUCAGGAUCUCCAAAACAUGUAGCCCAAAUGCUUGCAAAUGUCCUUGAGAUAGACUUAUCCCUGGUUAAGAAUGCUGUUUCAAUGUAUUGCCGAUUGGGCUUUGCCCAUAAGAAAGGACAAGUAAUAAAUUUGGAUCAACUUCAUUCAUCGUGGAGAAAUGUUCCAUCCAUAAACAGAUUAANGAGUACUUUAGAUCCACAAAAGAUGCUCCUCUCAUGGGAUGGCGGGGAAAGGAGGAGUCCUGUACAAGAAGCUUCGUCGGCUACCGACACCGACACAAACAGUCAAGAAGACCCAGCUGACACAGCCAGUGUAAGCAGUUUGAGUUUGUCUACAGGAUACACAAAGCGUAUCGCGUUCCUGUUUGACUCAACACUCACUGCCUUUUUAAUGAUGGGAAAUCUUUCACCCGUAAGUCACAUCCUUGUUUAAAUAUGCAAAUGUUUAAAUAAAGCUU
This is a messenger RNA of Hipposideros armiger (great roundleaf bat), 935 nucleotides long. Its product is annotated as protein FAM91A1-like. The record is from RefSeq and is a predicted model, not a curated record. NCBI's taxonomy places the organism in Eukaryota, Metazoa, Chordata, Mammalia, Chiroptera, Hipposideridae. The transcript has 5 exons. The coding region runs from base 506 to 910 and encodes 134 amino acids. Gene Ontology annotation, biological process: intracellular protein transport. Gene Ontology annotation, cellular component: trans-Golgi network; cytoplasmic vesicle.